Molecule: messenger RNA, 5576 nt
Organism: Eriocheir sinensis (Chinese mitten crab)
Lineage: Eukaryota; Metazoa; Arthropoda; Malacostraca; Decapoda; Varunidae
Product: hornerin-like
Exons: 5
Coding region: 38-5155 (1705 amino acids)
Source: RefSeq, a predicted model, not a curated record
UCGCAUUCAGUUCCUCUCUGCCCUCCUCGUCUCCGUCAUGAGGAUGCAGGUCACCUUCCUGCUGGUGGCCGCGGCCGCGUGCGUCCUGGGCGACAAAGGGGAGGUCAUUGCCCGCACUGUGUCUGUCAAGUCUCCCGAACGAAGAUCCAGCGUCAUCUCCCACUUCACCCCCGCGGACCACAGAUAUGAGGCCACUGGGAGCGUGCUUAUCGCCCCGGAGUCCGCGGAGGCCAGCAGGCCAGUCCAGCGAACCUACGGACCUCCAGCAGUCACUCAACAAGUGCAACCCGCUGUGCCAAGUGGACCCGCGCGUCCUGCCUCCAAGGCCUCUGGAGCCGCCCUUACUCGUACGGUAAAGGUCAAGACGCCUGUUAGGGUGCCCACUGUCAUAUCCCACUUCGUUCCCGCAGACCACAGAUAUGACGCUGAAGGGUCAGUCACCAUCGUGAAGGGAUCAGCUGCUUCCACCAGGGGUUCGGCUGCUGGCUCUGGCGCAGCGGCUCAGUUUGUGUCCCUUCCAGCGCCCCCCCGCAAGGUCAAGGUGGAACGAAAACUAAGUGCGUCUUCACAGGGAUCUUCCAGUUCUGCUGCUGCCGCCGCCGCUGCUGCUGCUUCUGCCGCCAAAUUGGCCCUGACGAGGACCGUCUCUGUCAAGAGCCCCGAGAGGGUGCCAACUGUCAUCUCCCACUUCGUGCCAGCAGAACACAGAUAUGAGGCAACCGGCUCCGUCACCAUCGUCAAAGGGUCACAGAAUUCUGGAAGUGGCUCAGCUGGUGGCCAGGCUCAGUUUGUUUCAAGACCUGCCCCUGCUCCCAAACCCAGACGCCCUGCCCCAGUUCCCGCGCUUAAACUAGACAGCCAGUUUUCUGGAGCUUCUUCCUCAGCCUCCAACCUGGCUCUGACGAGGACCGUCUCCGUCAAGAGCCCCGAGAGGGUGCCCACUGUCAUCUCCCAUUUUGUGCCCGCCGAGCACAGGUAUGAAGCUACCGGCUCCGUCACCAUCGUCAAGGGGUCGCAAAACGCUGCAAGAGGAGGUUCCCUGAGUGGAUCAUCUGCUUCACAGGCCACGUUUGUGAAACCUGCUGCCCCUGCCCCUGCCCCUGCCCCUGCCCCUGUUCAGUUUAAGGUGAAGAAAAUUAGCAGACCUGCACAGACCUUCUCUUCUGCUGCUUCCUCCGCCGCCAACUUGGCCCUCACAAGGACGGUCUCCGUCAAGAGCCCUGAGAGGAUACCCACCGUCAUCUCCCACUUUGUUCCUGCCGAGCACCGCUACGAGGCCACUGGCUCCGUCACCAUCGCUAAGGGGUCACAAGGCGCCACGAGGAGGGUUUCAGGUGCAUCAGGGUCUGCUGCAGGGGCUCAGGUCUCAUUCAGACCAGCUGCUAUUCCCCUCCCCGUAGCCUCCUUAGCCUCGCCUAAACCGCGUGUUGAAGCUGUCCGCAAAGCAUCAUCAGGCUCUGAAGCCAACCUGGCUCUGACGAGGACAGUCUCAGUCAAGAGCCGCGACAGGCAGCCCACCGUCAUCUCGCACUUUGUACCCGCCGAGCACCAGUACGAAGCUACCGGCUCCGUCACCAUCGUGAAGGGGUCGUCUGGAGGCCGUCAAUCAAGUGGUUUUAGUCAGGCCUCGUCUAGCUCCGGCAGGAGAGUUUCGGGAGGUAGUUCAUCAUUUGGAGCCACCGGCGGAUCGUCGUUCUCUACUUUUGGUCAAGCGUCUGGAAGUGCCGCUGGUGCAUCAGGUAGCCAGGCUGCCUUUGGACAACGUCAGGGCGGGUCAUUUGGUGCCUCUGCCUCUGGAAGCUCCUCGGGCAGUAGUGGAUCAUUCAGUGCUUCUAGUCAAUCGUCAAGAAAGCAAGAGUCACUCAGCGCCAGCCGCAAGGCUGCCUCCUCAGGUCAAUCCGCCAGUGGCAGAGUUUCUUUCGGAGCCAGUCAGGCAGCAUCCGCUGGUGCCUUUGGUCAGGCCUCUGGAAGUGCCAGUCAGGCAGCAUCCGCCGGUGCCUUUGGUCAAGCAUCUGGACGUGCCAGUCAGGCAGGUUCAGUCAGCGCCAGUCAGAAGGCAUCGGCUAGCUCCAGCAGGGCAGAAUCAUCUUCAGCAAGGAGACAGUCAGCAGCAGCAGCCUCCACCAGUCAAAGUUCAGGUUAUGGUACCUCAGCGUCUGCUCAGCGAUCACAAGCUUCCGCCGCAGCCGCUGCAGCAGCCGCAGCCGCCAGAGGUUCAUCCUCUGAGUCCUACACUUACCGACUGGCGGAACCUUACCGAGGCGGCAGCUCAGUGAGUGCUGCCGAACUUCUCGCCGAACUCAAGGCCUUCAGGGAGGAGUCAGCGAGAUCAGGAGUCAAGAUCAGCCAAACGAGACAGUCCGGCAGAGACGACGAUGGCAGUGGCACAGACCCGUACAACUUCAGCAUCCGGGUGCAAGACUCCUCCUCGACCAAUUACCAGAGCCGCGAUGAGUGGGUCGGGGAUGAUGGGGUCACCUACGGCUGGUACACAAUGCUCAUGCCAGAUGGCUUCUUCUACAACUACACAUACACCUCCCAUCCUGUCAAGGGCUACCAGGUCAAGGUGACGAAGGAAGACUCCGGCAUCGCCCUGAAGCCCGUCGAGGCAGACAUCUUUGCUCCGGCCACCGUUUUCUCUGACAAAGGAAUCGGAAGGUUCGCUGACUUUGCCAUCUCUGGCGUCAACAACGACUACCAAGAGCCAAACACCAUGAACUACGAAGAGAACGCCGCCGCUAUGUUCGCCGAAUCACUCGCUGAGGCUAUGAAUGUUCAACAAUCCUCCUCCACUAGGGCCGCCGUCUCCUCCGGGCCUGCCAGUCACAUCUGUGGACAUAGGAUCGUUCGUGAACGUGGCUCCAAGACACCCGGCAGCAGGACCCUUGAAGGACUAGUCUACGGGCCCUGCACCUACACCGAGGAAGCUGCCAUCCGCGUCACAGAGGAAAGGAGAGGAAGCUCUGGCUCAGGGUCACGUGGCUCAUUUGGUGCCUCGGGCUCAGCUUCUGGUUUUUCGGCUCAAGGAUCCUCAUCAGGUUUUGCCAGCAAAGCUUCUGGCUCAUCUUCAGGUGCCUCCUCGUCAUCAGGAUCAGCCUCUUUCGGUUCAUCUGCUGCCUUUGCUGGCAAGGCCUCUGGUUCGGCCUCACGGUCCUCCUCGUCCUCUGGAUCAGCCUCUUCAGGCUCAUCUGCUGCUUUUGCUAGCAAGGCUUCUGGUUCGGCCUCUCAGUCUGUCAGCCAGAUUUCUGGUUCUUCUUUCGGUGCUGCCAGCAAGGCUGCUGAUGCUGCAUUUGUGUCUGCUAGCCAGAGCUCUGGAUCUGCCUUCGGAUCUGCCAGCAAGGCAUCCGGCUCUACCUUUGGAUCUGCCAGCCAAAGCUCUGGUUCUGCCAGUGCCAGCAAGGCAUCAGGUUCUGCCUUUGGUUCUGCCAGCCGCGGCUCUGGUUCUGCCAGUGCCAGCAAGAUCUCAGGUUCUGCCUUUGGAUCUGGCAGCCAAAGCUCUGGUUCUGCCUUUGGAUCUGGCAGCCAAAGCUCUGGUUCUGCCUUUGGAUCUGGCAGCCAAAGCUCUGGUUCUGCCUUUGGAUCUGGCAGCCAAAGCUCUGGUUCUGCCUUUGGAUCUGCCAGUCGCGGCUCUGGGUCUGCCAGUGCCAGCAAGGUCUCAGGUUCUGCCUUUGGAUCUGGCAGCCAAAGCUCUGGUUCUGCCUUUGGAUCUGGCAGCCAAAGCUCUGGUUCUGCCUUUGGAUCUGCCAGUCGCGGCUCUGGGUCUGCUAGUGCCAGCAAGGUCUCAGGUUCUGCCUUUGGAUCUGGCAGCCAAAGCUCUGGUUCUGCCUUUGGAUCUGGCAGCCAAAGCUCUGGUUCUGCCUUUGGAUCUGGCAGCCAAAGCUCUGGUUCUGCCUUUGGAUCUGCCAGUCGCGGCUCUGGGUCUGCCAGUGCCAGCAAGGUCUCAGGUUCUGCCUUUGGAUCUGGCAGCCAAAGCUCUGGUUCUGCCUUUGGAUCUGGCAGCCAAAGCUCUGGUUCUGCCUUUGGAUCUGCCAGUCGCGGCUCUGGGUCUGCCAGUGCCAGCAAGGUCUCAGGUUCUGCCUUUGGAUCUGCCAGUCAAAGCUCUGGUUCUGCCUUUGGAUCUGCCAGUCGCGGCUCUGGGUCUGCCAGUGCCAGCAAGGUCUCAGGCUCUACCUCCGGAUCUGCCAGCCGUAAAGUCUCCUCUGGUUCUUCAGGCGCUGGGUCCAGUUUCUUCCAGUCUUUGGGUUCAUCUGGUAGUUUGAGCUCAUCGGGCUCGUCUGGAGCUCAGUUCUUCGGGUCAGCAGGAGCCUCCAGAUCAGGGAGUUCCGAGGAAUCUGGAUCGGGACGGUAUUCCUCAGGAUUUACUUUCCAAACCUCCUCCAGCCCAUCCAGUUCUGAGGAAAAAUCUGGUGAAUCAUCCUCCAAAUUCCAGUCCAGCUCCAGCUCCUUCUCAAGUGGGUUUUCGUCAUCUUCUCGCAGUGGUGGAGGAGGAUCUGGAGGAUCCCUCACGCGCACAGUUUCUGUCAAGUCUCCCGUCCGUCACUCAAGUGUCAUCAGUCACUUUGUCCCCGCCGACCACGUUUAUGAUGCCAGCGCAGGCGUCACGCUCGGCAGCUCCUCGGUGAGACAGUCUUCAACCCCAUCCAGAGCUGUGUUUGUGUCUGCAAAGUCAGGUGAGUCUGCCGCAGCUGCUCGUAAAGCUGCCGAGGCUGCCCUUGCCGCCGCCUCUCGCUCUGCUGCUUCUAGGGCCUCGAACUUGGCUCUCACCCGCACUGUUGCCGUCAAGUCCCCAGAGAGACACACCAACGUUAUUUCUCACUUUGUUCCCGCCGAGCACAGGUAUGAGGCCGUCGGGAGCGUCACCAUUCGCAGGGAUUCGGAGCAGUCCACGGCGUCCGUGUCUCCCGUCAGGACCUUCACUGUCAAAUCCUCUCCCGCGCCAGCCCCAGCCAAAGCCCCCGUUCGUGCCCCAGCCCCGGCUCCUGCCCGUGGUUAUGGCACUCCCUCUCGCUCUGCCUCUCCCUCCAAUCUAUCCCUCACUCGCACUGUUUCCGUUAAGAGUCCGGAGAGAAAGUCAAGCGUCAUCUCCCACUUCACCCCCGCCGAGCACAAGUACGAGGCUACUGGCUCAGUCACCAUCAACCAGUCGUCAGCUUAAGUAACUGUCCAAGUGUCUCGUCGUCAGUCCUCUGUAUCCUCACCGUCCGUAUUGAUGUUUUAGUGUCUGUACAAUGUAGACAGUGUUAUGAUUAAGUCGAUGCUUUGUAUCUUCUGUGAUGUGCUGUGAGUAUUGCUUGGCAGUGGGCGAGCAGAGCGAUUCACUAACCCUUUGCCUCUUUUUUUCACCCGUAACUCGUUACCUUUGUCCCUAAACUCCCUAUACCAACCCUCUCUCCACUCCCUCAUCCCUGAAUCUGCCUGGGACCCGCGGGAAUUUUCGUGUUGUCUUUCCUCUCCGCACUGAUGUAUUUGUUCUAUUUAUUCGACUCGAUCCCGAAGUACCUUAUUUACGACCUCUUUAGUGGGACGAACUGAAGCUUCUAUUUAUUGAGAUUUUCUUGAAAAAAUAAUAUUUUACU